AUUGCUUUGAACUGACAGUUAAUAUAACUCUCUAAAGUGCAAACACUGAAAUGAAGUUCGUGGAUCUUAAACUUGUUUCUUUACAUUUUUACUGAAGAUAAACACCAAAAUGUAGUUGGAUUGUACAAGGAUAUUUGAUGCAAUAGAAUGGAUAAAAAGCAGGACUUCGUGUGGACUUUAAUCUUUGUUUUUGGAGGCAUAUUACCCGAUUUUAAUAUUGUUGAAGGGGCUACCCAGAAUUUCUGCUUUAGUUCAAAACAGGGGGCGCCACCAACUGUUGUAGAUCUCUCCUGCGAUCCCGGCAAAACCUUAUUCAUCCAAGAAGCUUUCUUUGGUAGAAACAGGUGGGAGGAGUGUUAUUACACCAUCAACGACUGUGGACAGUCGAGUGACGCCCUUGAGGAAGAAUGCUGUAGCAAAAAUCAGUGCACGUUGGAGAUAGAGAAGACCUACAUCCCUGCAUGCGGGUUCAGUAGCUUCCUUAGAGUCAUCUACGAAUGUGUCUCAGCAAAAAACUUCACAUGCGGUACGAGUGCUACAUUACCCUCAGAAGACAACUCAGGCGCUGGAGACAGUAAACCUCCAAGUUCUGGCCAAAACUCAAUCAAUGAUAAAACAUCUGGGAAGGGGGCUGAUGUAACUGAGAACGCAAGCACACCCCUGCCUCUGGAUUGGCAGAUUCCUACUGGACAGACUGCCCCUCCCAGAGUAUAUGAACUCGCAGAGCGCCGACCUGAUGAACAAAGUGGCAAUGGAGACCAAACUGCAGUUAUAAUAGGUGGCAGUGUGGGAGCAUCUGUGUUGUUCUUGCUGUGUGUCGCUCUGGCGGGUUUCUUGCUGUGGAGGAGGCAUCAAGAUAUAAAAGAAGCAAAAGAGAGAAAACAGACAGAAAACGAUGUUCGUGAAAUGAAGGACCUUGGGCCGCGUAAUUCGCCCGAGGGAGGAAGUCACAACAUGAAAGAAAAAAAUUCCACGGCAUUGACUGAAAUAAAAAUAGAAUCAUCUAAACAAAAAGAUCUUGAAAUACAAAGUGAUUUUUCAAAAGGAAUGAGUCCCGAUAGACGCUCUUCAGGCAUAUCAAUAGGGGACGAUACAUCCCCGGACACAACUCGGGAGUCUCCGCCAUUUCCCGAUGAAAAUGGCGGGAGUUUAAAUGGAUAUGUAUCAGACGAUAUCUGUUAUGAUUUAGAUUCAGACGAUCAGACGAACGAAUCUCACAGAAACGAAACAAAAAGGGAUAGUUCUUUUGGUACAUCCGAGUUAAAAGACAGUGAGGCAGACGCGAGGGUAGUUGCGUUUAGUCAGAACACCCGUGAAAUUAAAACUAGUCGAAAACGGAGAGGGUCUCAAACAAGUAUAGCAAGCAAUACAGAAGCGACAGAAACAUAUGCAUGAUCAUGAUAUUUAUAACAGUGACCGUUAGAACUCCAGAUAUAUAACGAUCACCCACCAUUCAAAAAUUCUAAUUCAUGCAAGAAAAGGUUCGGAAGAAUUUUACAUUUUUUUCACCUCCGUCUUAAUCAAAUGUCAUCAGUCAACUUAGAAGUAUCUCGAUAUUUCCAAGCUAUGAAGUUCCCUGGUGUGUCCAUUUCAGCAAUUCAACAGAUGUAAAAGGACGAGAACUCAUAACUCAUAACCUACAUCCUUAACACUCGGCUUGCUUAACCUAACCAUAACCUUCCUCAACCGGGCAUAUUUUUAAUGUUAUACAUAGUAUGUAAAGUACAAAGCGUGCAAUAAAUGGUCCUAAUAUCAGUUAGGGUCUCAAAAUUUAGAAAAUGGUGAAUCCUAUGUUGGAUUGACAUUGUGACGAUGAGAAAUGAAAAUUGAAAAAAAGAAUCUUACGCAAGGUGAUGGAAUAAAUGAUAAUUGAGAUUUUGCUACUGGAAAUUGAAAAUUGUUAUAAAUUAGGCGACGCCAUUGAUUCAGUGUACAAUUCCAAUCCAUUUUAUCCUCGCCACACGUGUGUGAUCUGAAAGAAUCCUGGUAUGAUUGUCACGAUUCGAUUAAAAAACAAAGUAUUUUAUUUCCUCAUAAUCAUCGCCAAUAUAUCGGUUACCGCCUAUAAUUAAAUAAAACAUUGAUUGUCUAAACUGUAUGCAAAAAACUGUAACAGUGCUGCUCUGGGGCAGAGAACAGAGAGGUCAACUGGAAAUAAUGAAAUUAAUGAGGGUGGUUAAUUUCAUUGGAUAUAUAAGUCAUGACCAAAAUAAGAAUUCAACCAUAUAAAAUGGCUAUACUAUGUUUUGAUUGGUCGAAAUGUGAUAUAUCAUGCCUAGUUACAUGUGUAAAAAUUUAACAUUUCAUGUUCUAACAGGAGCAUUUAAGGAUUAUUGUAAUCUACAAAGGUUAAUGUAAAUUGUUUUUCAGUAUGGCAUUCGGAAAAUGAUUUAUUUUGAAGAUCGUAAUAAGCCGAAAACCAAGUGAAUAAUUCAAUGAGCUCGAAGAAUGGGAGUUCAAGAUUAUUUAUAGAGUCACAAAGUAUAAUUUUCCAUGUUGGAACUCGAGACUACAUAUUUAAAAACAGAAUCAGACAUAGAGGGUGACAAAAUUGCAAAAAGUGACCCACUUAUGUUUAUCUCAGAUACAUUAUCUAAUAUUAAUCAAACGUGUGUGAAAUAUGUCAAUUCUUCCAAUUUAAAAUAAAAGUGGGUCG
Molecule: messenger RNA, 2656 nt
Organism: Owenia fusiformis
Lineage: Eukaryota; Metazoa; Annelida; Polychaeta; Sabellida; Oweniidae
Source: the annotation of a GenBank genome assembly